GAAUGUAAUGGUUUCGUCAUAAUUAAACUUAGAAAUAAUCCGUUUCAACAAUGGAUCAAACCACUUCUUCAUCGGUCAUUUCCGAGACAACUCUUGCAUCGCUUCCGCAGACGGCGAAUCUGGAGCCUGGAGAUAUUGCUGUUAUUGUUGUCUACUUCAUUUUUAUUAUUGCCGUUGGAAUAUGGGCAAUGUGCAGGACCAAUCGUGGAAAUGUCAAUGGUUUCUUCCUUGCUGGGAGAAACAUGAAUUGGUUUCCUGUUGGAGCAUCGUUGUUCAGCAGUAACAUCGGUAGUGGUCAUUUUGUCGGACUAGCUGGCACAGGAGCAGCGGCAGGAAUAGCCGUUGGUGCUUUCGAGUGGAACGCGAUGAUCACCUUAACUUUGCUGGGUUGGAUAUUUGCUCCGAUCUAUAUUGCAGCAGGUGUGGUAACAAUGCCGGAAUAUCUGAGAGAGAGGUUCGGGGGACAAAGAAUUCGAAUGUAUCUUUCGGUUCUUUCGCUCUUGUUGUACAUUUUUACUAAAAUAUCGGCUGAUCUUUUUGCCGGAGCAGUCUUUAUUCGAGAAGCUUUGCACUGGAAUCUGUAUUUUGCAAUGGUACUUCUACUUGCAAUAACGGCAUUAUAUACAGUUACUGGUGGUUUGGCAGCUGUUAUAUACACUGAUACAGCACAGACAUUUAUAAUGCUGAUUGGAGCAUUCGUGAUGAUGAUUAUGGCUUUUGCAAGAGUUGAAGGAUAUGAUGCGUUAGUUACAAAAUAUAUGAACGCUACUCCAUCAAUAUUGAUUGCGAACACCACGUGUGGGCACCCGAGAUCUGACUCUUUCAGCGUGUUUCGGGACGCAGCAACUGGUGAUUUACCUUGGCCUGGACUGACGUUUGGUCUCACAAUUCUUGCCACCUGGUACUGGUGCACAGAUCAGGUUAUCGUACAACGAACCCUUGCUGCGAAAAACUUGUCACAUGCAAAAGGAGGUUGUGUAAUGGCCGGAUUGUUGAAAAUAUUACCAAUGUAUAUGAUGGUUAUGGUUGGAAUGAUUAGUCGAGUAGAAUUUAAAGAUGAAGUAGCUUGCGUUGAUCCAGAUGAAUGUAUGAAACAUUGUGGAGCGAAAGUUGGUUGCAGUAAUGUAGCUUAUCCGAAACUUGUCAUCAAAAUACUGCCUGUGGGUCUUCGAGGUCUCAUGCUUGCGGUCAUGAUGGCUGCUCUCAUGUCCUCACUGACGUCCGUCUUCAACAGUGCAUCAACUCUCUUUACAUGCGACAUAUGGACAAAAAUCAGAAAGAAAGCUUCUCAAAGAGAACUAAUGAUUGUUGGAAGGGUAUUCAUAUUGGUCAUGGUUGGAAUCAGCAUAGCUUGGGUACCGAUUGUUCAAGUAGCGGCUGGAGGACAAUUGUUCGAUUACAUCCAAUCUAUAACCAGUUAUUUGGGACCACCGAUUGCUGUCAUUUUUGUCUUGGCAAUAUUUUGGCCACGAUUAAAUGAACCGGGUGCUUUUUGGGCUCUCAUGAUAGGUCUCGUAAUUGGACUCAUCAGAAUGAUUCUCGAUUUUGCCUAUGGAGCGCCAUUGUGCGGAGAAGAAGAAUUCAGGCCAUCAGUGAUAUAUAAAAUUCACUAUUUACAUUUCGCUCUGAUAUUGGCCGGGUGUACUCUCAUUAUAGCAGUUAUUGUGAGUCUUCUCACUCCUCCUAUUCCCAAGGAACAUCUUUACAGACUCACAUGGUACACAAGACACAGUAAAACAAAGAGAAUACCGAUAUAUAAAAGUGAAGGAAAAGCUCUAUCAAAUAUUGAAAUGGGAGUUACAAAUCCUGCUAUGGAAAAUGACGACGGCGAGACUGUUGGCGAACUACCGGGAGUAGGAAAGACAGAAACGUCCAGCAGUCCACCACAAGACGAAGACAAAUCUUGUGUAAGGAAGGGAUUCGAUAUAUUUUGUGGCCUCGACGACACCCAACCUAAAAAUGAAAUUCCAAUCAUGCAGAUUACAGAUAUCACAGAAAAGAAAUGGGCAGCUAUUGCAGUCAAUGUGUCGUGCGUCAUUAUGUUAAUUGUCAUGAUAUUCCUUUUUGUAUGGUAUCGUUAAGAGAUUCGUUAAUUCCAUGUUUAAUUCGGCAAAUGCGCAUCGACUUAUUAAAUAUUCUCUGAAUCAUGACAAUACCGUCAUAUAUAUAUGUUUACCUUAUUUGUUUGCGUGGGUUAAAGUAACAGUGAAUUCAAAAAUUACACCUUCUGCUAUAUAGUGAAAAUAAUAGUGUCUAUAAAUGGACACAAAAAUUACAUUUAUCUGCGUCCGAUUUCUCGCCACCAAUAACUUUUUACUUUUGUAACAACUUACGGUGGCAUUGUGGUGGUGUCUCUUUUAUAUCCUAUAAUGGAAAAUCCCAUUCCAUUUUCAGCUAUACUAUAUCUUACGAUCAAAUAAGUCAUUUGCACAAUAUAUUACAAAAUAUGAGUAAGCUAUCUCUACUCCGUGCGAUGAAUUUAUUUUGAUAAUCGAAUUAGAGAUGCCAACAUUUUCCAGUUAUAUAAUAUGUAACCGAUAACGUUUGGUAAUUUUACUAAACAAUAAACAAAUAUUGCCUUUUUCUAUCAUGAUGUUCUUUGUUUUUAGAACUGAAUAAACCUUCUUUAAAUAUAUGUACACUUAUAAUGGG
This is a messenger RNA of Styela clava, 2652 nucleotides long. Its product is annotated as sodium/glucose cotransporter 4-like. The record is from RefSeq and is a predicted model, not a curated record. Lineage: Eukaryota; Metazoa; Chordata; Ascidiacea; Stolidobranchia; Styelidae. Gene Ontology annotation, molecular function: D-glucose:sodium symporter activity. Gene Ontology annotation, cellular component: plasma membrane. Gene Ontology annotation, biological process: sodium ion transport; transmembrane transport.